AUGAUUUUAAAAAAAAAUUUAAAUAUAUUAACAAAUAAUAUAAAUAAAUAUAAAAAAUAUUUAAUUAUCUCUUAUACAAAAAUAACAUAUUUAUUUUUUAUUUUAUUAAAAAAUUUUUAUAUUAAAAAUAUAUAUAAAUUAGAAAAUUGAAUUUUAGUUUAUAUUAUAUAUAGUAGUAAAAAAUUAAAAUUUAAAUUUUUUAAUAUAAAAGAUAAAAAAAAUAAUAUUACAUAUUUACAAUUAAAAAAAAUAAAAAAACAAAAUAAAAAUGGAAUUAUUUUUACAUCGAAAGGUAUUUUUUUUAUUUCUGAAGCAAUUAAAUUAAAACAAGGAGGUAUAUUAUUUUGUUUAAUAUAUUAA
This is a messenger RNA of Eimeria tenella, 360 nucleotides long. NCBI's taxonomy places the organism in Eukaryota, Apicomplexa, Conoidasida, Eucoccidiorida, Eimeriidae. The record is from the annotation of a RefSeq genome assembly.